Lacerta agilis (Sand lizard) is the source of this 452-nucleotide messenger RNA. Its product is annotated as cytochrome c oxidase subunit 7B, mitochondrial-like. The record is from RefSeq and is a predicted model, not a curated record. Gene Ontology annotation, biological process: mitochondrial electron transport, cytochrome c to oxygen. The coding region runs from base 80 to 322 and encodes 80 amino acids. NCBI's taxonomy places the organism in Eukaryota, Metazoa, Chordata, Lepidosauria, Squamata, Lacertidae. The transcript has a single exon.
AUUCUGCUUUUCACCUGCGCUUGACAAGGACGCUGGGAGAGGAACUCUGAGGGGCUGAGUCUGACCCUGAGGCGGAGAGAUGUUUUUUCCUUUGGCGAGGGGAGCUCUGGGCCUCGCGGCUCGUGGGGUGCAGCGUACUGCGGCAAGACAAGUUCACAGCAAACAUGGACCUGAUUUUCAUGACAAAUAUGGCAACUUGAUUUUACUCGGCGGGGCUCUGUUUUGUGUCUCCAUUUGGAGCUAUGUUGUAACACAAACGGGGAUAGAGUGGAAUUUGUCUCCUGUUGGUCGAAUUACCCCAAAAGAAUGGAGAGAGAAGUAGAGAUGCUGGGUUAAAUCCUCUUCUGAAAAGUUAGGAGCAGCCAUGGGUUCGCUGGAGCUUUUAUUGGAAUAUACUAGUACUAUGCCUGUAGAGGGCACAAUUAUCUGUGAUGUAAUAAAUACAUUUAAAC